Messenger RNA from Peronospora farinosa, 2472 nucleotides. The record is from the annotation of a GenBank genome assembly. NCBI's taxonomy places the organism in Eukaryota, Oomycota, Peronosporomycetes, Peronosporales, Peronosporaceae.
AUGCGUGUAUUGCAAGCCAUGCGGGCAUUAGCCAGUGGCCUUCGCAGUCGCCCUCGUAACGGCAACGAGCGUGACUUGGCAUCUUUUCGUUCCUCUUCACAUCACAAGACACAGACGCGCGCCCGCACCGCGUAUAAUUCAAAGUGUGACGCUGUUGGACCUGAUGAGACGGUGCGCAAUGCAGUGGCGUUUCUAAUGCAGGAAGACGCUGAAAGUGCGCUUAUCUUUGCACUUGUGCAUGAUCCCGAGUUCCGCUUGGCCUCGGCGCUUGCAACGAUACCGUCCGGAGCUGACGUGAAUGUGAUUCGAGCCUUGUUGUUUGUGUUUGAAAACUACGAGGAUCAACUACGGAAACUUCUGGGACUGCUCAUGUUUCGAGAGAUGGUGCAUACACUCAACUGGAACGAGCUCUUUCGAGCCAACUCGGCUGCAACAGCUUUGCUGCGCGAAUACACGUGCGAACUCGGCGGUGAGUUUCUGCAACACGCGCUGGCGGACGUCAUCAACGAUCUGUGGAUCAACUCGGACGGAUACGAGGUGAAUCCGCGCUUUUUGCAGCCACAGGACAAUUUACAUGCCAACCAGCAGCGACUUGAAGCGUUGGCCGAGCGCACGUUGGACCGGAUUUUUAAUGCAGUGUCGAUAUUCCCGUAUCAAAUUGCGAAAAUCUAUCGCGUGCUGGAGUUGGAAAUGACGCGAUUAAUUGAACGAGAUCGACGUAGCAACGUGUCGCUACCAAGACUCAGCGCAAUGCGAGGAAGUUGUCCUAGCCUACUUUCCUCGGACACUGGUAAUCACAACAACAGCUUCAUUGAGAGCACGUCAAGGGAAAGUGCUGGACAUUUUGGAGGACUGCCACGGCUCAGUUCCAUUGAAGAGGAUCUCUUAGACGAAAUGCUCACGCAGUCAAACAACUCCAAUGGAUCGUGUUCGACUAUUGCUGCUGCGAAGGAAGAGUUCUUCAUGCACUUGGGUGGGUUGGUGUUUCUGCGAUUCCUGUGCCCCGCGCUAGUAGUCCCGCACAAGAUGAACUUGACCCCAGGAAAUGCUGCGCCAGGCAGGCAAAUGCAGCGGACACUUGUGCUGCUGGCAAAGUUGAUGCAGUCUUUGGCAAACAACGUCGAGUACAGCGCAUCAACCGAGCCGUUCAUGGUGCCAUUUAAUGCCUUCCUUGCACGCAAUAGGCUCAAGCUUAUGCGCUUCUACGAUCAUUUGUGUCAACGAGCACAGAAUGAUCCUCGUCGAGAAAGUCUUGUUGUGCGUAGCAAUGUUGCCCCGCGAUUGUCGCAGCUUUGGUCGAGCCGGAGUGGCAGCAGUCUAGGCAAAGAUUCGUCGAUUGUAAACCUCACAGGGGCACGCAUUAUGGAGGCUCCAGAAGCGUCGUAUGCUGUUUUGCGCAAUUGGAUGGGUUUACAUCUCGACUACUUGGCUCAAGAAGUGGCAGAUAACAAUAAGUUUCGGCGACAACAACAGAUCGUCGUAAACAAUGGAAGCAGUAGUAGCAGUGGGACUUCCACUCCUCCAACGACGUCUACUCUAUCGAUGACAGCAUCACCUGUAAAGCCUCAACAGCGACCCAAGAGAAAACUGAAGUCGUCGAAAAGCGCAACAUAUCCGACUGAAAUCCAGGAGGAGGAAGACAAAAAAGUUAAUCUGGUCGCGAAAGCUAAUCAGCGUCGCAAUAUCACCAUGCCUGUAUCACUGGAUGAGCUGGACAAAAUCAUGGGCCACACCAGUCAUCGCGACAAUCAGUUAAUGAAGGUUUACUACGCUACGCUCUCACAGAAUGGUCUGCGGCGAUUACUUCAUGUGAACGAUGUAGAUGGCGCAGAGUGGACAGUGUACAAGAGUCGCGGAGAUGUGAAGGUGUUUCGGAAAACGCCUGCUCAUUUCUUGUGCUCGUCCGGAGGCUUUGCUUCUGAAAAGGAUCGAUUUGUAGAGAUGAAAGGAAAUGUCAUUAUUCGCUCAACUCCUAGGCGUGUGUUCCAGUAUCUACAAACACUCGAUGGAGGCAGUAUGAAUGAUGACAAGGCAUUGAUUAGAAAAGUGGAACCUCUGGAUGAGUCCAGGGCAGUACUUUAUCAUCAGCACUCGAAACUAUCGCUGUGGCCAGCGUGGCUGGUGAAGCCUCGUGAUUCGUGUGACCUUCACAGCUUCAUUGAGAAGACAGGUCGGCCAGAUACGUACGCAGUGCUGCAGGAGUCAAUUCCUCGUGCAGAUGUACCUGAGCGCAAGGGAGUUGUGCGUAUGGCGCUUGCUACUGGUGGGUACUUGAUUGAAUCAUUUGCAGGCGAGGAUGAGGAAGACUCAGAUACGACUUUUACACGGCUUACAUGCGUCGUACGGGCAGACUUUAAGGGACUGAUGCCUCGGUACCUAGCAGAGAGCAUUGUUUAUCGGCAAGUACUGGAAAUUGAGGCAAUUCGUUCAUCUGUGGAAUCGACACAGCUCGAGUUGAACGCAUGGGUGUAA